AUGGUCGCCUGCUAUAAGGGCUUCGUGGACAUCGUGCCCCUGCUGCAGAAGUGCCCCUACAUAAACGUCAACCAUCAGGACAAGGACGGGAACACGGCCCUCAUGAUGGCAGCCCAGGCAGGACACAUCACCAUCGUCAACUACCUCCUCAACUACUACCCCACGCUGGAGGUGGACAAGCGGGACCCCCGGGGCCUGACGGCGCUGAUGAAGGCUGCGGUGCAGGGGCAGCAGGACUGCGUGGCCGCCCUGCUCCUGGCCGGAGCAGACCUGCAAGCGGUGGAUGCUAUCAAGGGGAAGACGGCCAGGGAGUGGGCAGCCUUCACCG
Balearica regulorum gibbericeps (East African grey crowned-crane) is the source of this 328-nucleotide messenger RNA. The record is from RefSeq and is a predicted model, not a curated record. Lineage: Eukaryota; Metazoa; Chordata; Aves; Gruiformes; Gruidae.